Molecule: messenger RNA, 7885 nt
Organism: Spodoptera exigua (beet armyworm)
Lineage: Eukaryota; Metazoa; Arthropoda; Insecta; Lepidoptera; Noctuidae
Source: the annotation of a GenBank genome assembly
CUUGGUCUUAGUGUCAUUAGAAAAGGGCGCGAAUCAUGAAUUCAGCUGCUUUUUGACAGUUUUUGUCAAACAAAUUUACAAAUGUCAAAAACUAUUGCCGGCUGGUUUCUAGUUUUGUAAAAUCAAAUUGUUUUCGUGUUCCUAUUUAAUUGUAAACAAGUCAAACAGUCUACUAAUACAAUUUAUUGUUGAUGCAAUGGAUGAAGAUAACCAAGAUGGACCAUUUACUGUGUGGCAAAUGUUUAACGCUCCUACUAUGGUGUUGUUCAACAACUUGGAACAUGCAGCUGAUGGUUUGGAUAGACUGCUGACAUCUAUACUAAAAUUAUCUGGAGACUUCUCUGAAGUAUUAGUGCCAAGGGCAGGUUCCUCGAAGUACCCAGAUUCAUAUUAUCAAGCAUUCAAUACGUGGCUUGUUGGCAGGCUAUUUUACGUGUGGUCUGUUGAGGAGCUAAGCAGGAUACAUGAAACAAGCAAAGAAGCUCAAUUGAAAAUUCUGAACAUACUGUCCAUGAAUGCUGCAUCUUUCUAUAAUACUUUGCACUUAGAGUAUGUGUCAGUUUUAACUAAAUUAGUUCAGUAUUACAAAGAUAAUGAAGCGAAACAGUUAAAAGAGUAUUUGCUUGAAAAUUUUAAAUCGGAGCAAAUAGACAUUCCUAAUGUUCAGUUAAACUUAGAGCCCAUAUAUGUAAAGGUGAAAGAUAUACAAACAUGCAAGACAUUGAUAAACUUAACAUUGCAAUUACUUGCAGAGAGUCUACCAAUGAAUUCGGUAUACAUGAAUAAACACAAAAUGGAAUAUUGCAACCUAUUUAAUGAGAUUCUGUACAUGCUUGAUAAUUACAGUGUGGAUUUAAAGCUACACUCAAUAAAGUUUUUCAUAAAUUUAAGCUACAAUUAUGAACAAUUUGGUAUACACAAAUUUCAGAAAUGCUUUCCAUUUAUUUUUAGUGAUUUGCUUUAUUCGAUAGAAUCUUUGUUGAAAUCAUUGAAUGUGUACUAUGAGAAAGGGGAAAUAGAUGCAAUCUACUUAGACAACUUAAACAAAUUGAUGUGCACUUUUAUGAAAGUUAUUAAAAAAUGUCCUGACAAAGAGAAUAAAGAAAUUUUUUCAAAUAUCUGUACAGUAAUCUUAAGAACUAAGAAUAAUAAAACAUUUUGUAAUGACUUGAAGUUGGAAUGUUUAUCUAUGACUAAACACAUUAAUAUUUCAAAAGAUCUGAUAGAUUUAUCAAAUAAGGAUGCAAGUGAAAUUGAUAUACUCAAGGAGUACUACUGUAAAAAUAUACUGGACUGUAUGAAUUCUGAUUCACAAGAAAAAACAAAUAUAGAUUCAAAGGACAGUUGGUGUUACCAGCAAGUGAUAAAUGUAAUUGAAUCAAUAAAGACCUGUGAGGAUAGUAAAAUUGAUAUAUUUUUAAUAAGUUACCAUUUGAAGAGAUGUUUGUCUGCAUUGGGUGUAUUGCAAGAAGUUGCUUUGAUAAAACAGCAAGAUAAGACAAAACUUAUAUCAGAGGAAGAAAUCUAUGUGAUUUGGACAUCCUUGCAGAAACUUAUUGGAUUCAAUAAGAGCAUUAUUAUAGGAGACAGUAACUGCUCUAAACUGUACAUGGACAUACUUCUAAGUUCUACAGUCCUCCACCAUGCACCAUCUAGAGAUGAUUGUAACAAAAUUCUUCAACUAUUGUGUUUGCAAAACUCUCCACAGUUCUCUGAACAUAAUUUUGGUUUCAAUGAUAACACCAAAAUAAUGAUACUGAAAUAUAUCAUGAUUGUUAAACUCAUUCUGAAAGGCAAAUCCAGUGAAACAUGGAACAGAAUUAUCUCCCAUUUAAUUAGUGGUUUUCUGAAAAAUAAAACAGUUCAAAAUUACAAGCAGGUAUUACCAUUAUGUCCACUCUUAAUGUUGAAUAACAUACUCUCUUCAAGUAAACUAAUAGGGGACUUGCUAAUGCCUGCAUUUUUAACAAAAGACCAAGAGGUUCAGACAGAAGUUGCUGAAGUUAUAUCAGCUUUAGCCUGCAUGUCAUUGGGGACCUAUGACAUCGUCAUUACUGUACCAAAACAUUUUAUUGGACAUUCUAUAUUCACAAAUAAUAUUAUAAAUCUACUAUUAAUAUGUUCUAAAUGCCACCACAUAGAUAAGAAUAAAUACUCAGAAGGUUGUUUAAGCAAAAUAAAUCAAAAUAAAGUUGUAAUAUAUUCAGAAAGUAAUGCUUAUACUCCAAGUCAACACUCUACAAUUACAAGUCUUAAAAGUUUAUUUGUGAAGUUCUUGAACUGGAAGCAAUAUGUAGAUCUGAAAAACAGUGGAUUCUGGAAUCUGUUUGCCAGGCUCUGUCAUCACUACUAUGUGCUUAACUAUGCAGCUCUUACAGAUUUGUUGAAUGAAGAAAACAGUGAUCAAGUUUUGAAGUGUUUUACACCAUUUGUUGAGGAUAAUUUAGCAGAAGAAGAUCCUGAAUGGAAUGCUCACAAGGAUUCCGCUUACAGUUUAUGUGUCAAUAUACUAGUGAAGUCAACACGAAACAGUUUGGAAAACAAUGAUUACUCUCAACAGACCAACACUUUAAAUAUCAUAAAAGAGUUUGGUUUGUGUUCAAAUGAGAAAGUAGUUUUGCCUGUAACAAAACUCUUUGUUUAUUUUAUAAUGCAUCCACAAUGUUCUCUUGGGCCAAAGGCUGUGGUGAGUCUUAGGGAUGUUUGUGAAGUACAUGGGUACACCCCUAAUCAAGUGUAUCACCGCUAUAAAAAAGACUACUGUAAACUGUUUGUUGAAUGUAGUUUGUACAGUGGAAAAGAAUUUGCGAUAUCACUACUCAAAGUCGUUAGGGCUUUUGGUUUUGUUGGUUACAGAGAUUUCAUUUCCAAAGAUGUACAUCACUUUUUACCUUACUUGAUGCCAUACUCUGUGACAAUAAAAGAAGUUCCAUCCAUGAUAGAGGAAAUUGCCUCCCUGGUCCAAUGUUCGGUUUCAGACUUCUUGAUUGAGAGAUUUCCUCAUAUCUACGUGCAUGUCUAUUUGAACGAGUCUAAGGAAGUUGAGAAGAAAUGUAUGGACAUUAUUGGAAAGCUGACCAAGACGUCGGUACUAAGUUUGAUAAAGAGACAUUUCAGAGUGAUAUUGACAGAAUUUCUGCUGCAGUACUGUUGUGAUUCUGAAAAAGUGUUGAAUGCAUGUCGAUACUUGGCUUGCCAUGACCCUGACGUGUCGACACCAACUGGAAGUAUGACAAUGAGCACUUCGCAAAUCGCGGACUUUUUGAACCCCAAGUUUUUGGGUGUUCUAGCUUAUUUUGAUCAUAAACUGGUAAAUGCUAAAGUAGCAAUAUCAGUGAAAAGAAAAGCAUUGAAGAGUUUCCCUGAUAUAAUGCAAUUGAUGGGAGUUAAAUACUUAACGCCGUUAAGGUUUAAGGUUUUGGCUACCUUAAGAUCAGCUCUGCAAUUGGCGAAGGAAUUCCCAAAAAUAUUAGCAGAGGCAUGGAGCGCCUUUAUUCAUAACAUUGAUACGAUUUCUUUGGGACCACUAAUGUCUAAUUUAGCAGUAUCGCUUUUACAACAAUUGGAAUAUGCUCCUCAAGAAAUAAACAAAAUAUUUCAUUAUCUUGUAUUGAAUAACGAGAAUUUGCUUAGUUCUCAUAUAUCUGAUCUAUUUUUCUUAGAAGAUACGAAUAUAUCUGAUAGAAUAAAGAUGGUUAUCAAGAGGCAUGUGAAGAGAACUCAGCCUGACGGUUUCCUGGACAAGAUCAAGUGGUAUUUACAACAUUUGAAUCACGACAUACCCAGUAUUAAGGCGUAUGCGUUUUCUCACCUCGACAAAUUAUUGAAAAGUAAUAGAUCUGAGAUACAUAAAGCUAUAUUUGGCGGUAAAAAUAUAGAUCCAGUCAUAGUCGAGUUGAUUGAUUCGCUGUUGGCGGGUUGCAAAGACCCUGAUCCUAAAGUAAGUUUAUCAAGUGGUGCCUGCCUCGGUCAGUUGGGAGCUAUUGAGGCGGGUCACCUACCUCGGCAGUACGUGCAGCCGGAUAGGUCGCCCUUCGCAUUCUCUAUCGGAGACGACUGCUUCGCCGCAACUGCGCUCGUUGAACUGUCACGGGCCUUCCAAUAUGAAAAGGAUACUAUGAAUAUGGAUUGUUAUGCUUUAACUAUUCAAGAGAUAUUAAAAAUUUACGACAUUUCGCCAACGGGUAGCAAAAAAGAUGUGUGGGACAGUUUUCCUGAACAUAUGCAUCAGAUAAUGCAUCCGUUAUUGAGUUCCAGGUACACGCUGGCGUAUCCGUCUCAACCGAAAAAAGCACAUCCUUUAUUUGGAUCAACUUACGCAACAACAUUUUUAGAGUGGGCACACAAUUGGGCAGGGCAACUGAUUCCACUGAUAGAAUCGGAAAGUAUUCGGGAACUCCUACGCACAGUGCACCCUAGUAUGCGGCGAGACGUCAGAACUUUGUUUCUGUUCCUUCCCUACGUGUUGUUACAUGCUGUCAAAUCAAAGAAUAAUUCACAAUACAUACAAGAAGAAAUAUUGGCUGUUAUUGGUCUAGAAAACUUUGAAGUGGAGAAUUCAGUGACAAUAGAAAGGUGUAGAUAUAAAAUGCUACGGCAUAUCAGAAUGACACCGAGCAUCAACUCUGUUCAGACAGAAGAAGGCAAUCAGAGUAAGUGCAGUAAAACAAUUUACACACUUCUAGACUUUCUGAAUAGAUGGCUGCUGGAGUGGUGCCAUUCUAAACAACGUCCUAGGGAAAACGAAAAUUACAAAGCAAUAUCCUCAUUUCUGGAUAAAUUCGACAAGUUAGUGAUAGCUCGUGGUAACUUUGCUUGCGGCGAGUUGGAGAGGGCUCUGCAAUACCUCGAGUUGUAUAUGGACGAGAGAAAGGACAAGAUGCAGGAACAACUUCCUUUCUUAGCCGAGAUAUAUGCCUUGUUAGAUGAACCGGAUUCUGUGGCAGGUAUCUUAUCAAUGAAAAGAUCGGAGCCUUCGCUAAAGGAGUUGAUUCUCGCGCAAGUAGUAACAGGACGAUUGCAAGAUGCUGCCCUGUGUUACGAACGAUUGGCCCAAGAAGGCCAGUUAGAUAGACAUAGCUUGCAGAGCAUGAUUGACUGUUACCUUGGUCUGGACCAGCCUUUCACUGCAUACCGGUUGCUAAGCAAGCAUGAUUACGAUGACGGUAUGAGUGAAUUAUCAGCUGAACCUUUGUGGCGACUCGGGCGGUUUGAUGAACUCGACGAGCUUUGCAAGAAACCCCCACCAUCAAAAGAAAACUGGGGUCUACUAAUGGGCCGCACCUUGUUAGCCUAUCGACAACAAGACCACGAUGCCUUCCUAAUAUCGUGUAAGCAGACGACAAGUAGGCUACUGGCUCAGAUGGAUGCUGAGAGCAAAGGGGAGAAUGCAUUGAGGAGCGGAUACCAAAGUGUACUUGGUCUACAUAUUAUUACUGAAACUAGCCAUGCUGAAGAGGUCUUGCAGAGGUUGAAAGAGCUAAGAGACGGCGAUCGCCAGAGUACGGAGAUCUUGAAUCAGUUGCUGGACGAGUGGAGACUGCGUCUGUCCGUAGUGCAGUCUGAUGUCAGGACCAUCGAGCCACUGCUGCGACUGAGGAGGAUAUUGCUGCAACAGACACAGCAACUGCUGGAACCGACACACCCUGUCACGGCGAGUCGGUUGAAGGCGUGCAUUGGGGACCUCUGGCUACAGAGUGCGAAACACGCCAGAAAAGCUGGCAUCUUCCAACAGUCGUAUAUGUACGUGUUGAACGCAGAAGAGUACCAACCGGAGGAGUUGUUUAUAGAGAAGUCAAAGAUGUACUGGGCUCGAGGACAACAUGAACACGCGUUUACCACGCUACGUCGCGGCCUGGACGAUACAUAUCCUAUGCUGGAACAACUUAAUAAUGAUCAGAGAAAAAUAUGCGCAAAAGCUAAAUUAUUGAUAGCAAAAUACAACGACGAGACUACGAAUGUCGACGUGGACGUGAAUAUUGGGUAUUACAAGGAGUCGGUGGAGGUAUUCAAACAAUGGGAGAAGAGUUUGGUGUGUCUAGGAGCAUAUUAUGAGAAAGUUAGUUGCGGCGAAGGCACGAGUACAAGCACGACUUGGUCGCGGCGUCUAUAUGCACUCAACAGCUACGGGAAGGCUCUACAGUACGGGCAUAAAUACUUAUAUCAGAGUAUGCCUCGAAUGUUGUCUAUAUGGUUAGAUGUUGAAGUUACAUCUACAGACACAAGCGCGCAUCAAGUGUUAGCACAAAUGACGGAGAUCAUCAAGACGUACUCUGAGAGACUGCCGCUGUAUCUCUAUCUGACGGCGUUCUCCCAAAUCGUAUCGAGGAUCUGUCAUCCUGUAAAAGAGGUGUAUCUACAACUAAAAGCGAUAUUAGUGAAGCUGAUAGUAGCGUACCCUCAACACACUCUAUGGAUGAUGAUGAGUGUGAUGAAGUCCAGCUACGCACAACGUAUCAAGCGCUGCGCCGAUGUCUUCGCAGACCCCAGGCUCAAAGAACCACGCCUGUUGAAACUCAUCAGUGAUUUCACACAGCUAGCUGAAAAACUAAUUGAACUGUGCAAUAAACCUAUCGCUGGGAGCUCCUUAACUACAACGGUAUCUACUCUAGUCAGAUCGCUUCCUCGUCUGCUUGCGAGUGACAGCUUUAGUCACGUGAUGAUGCCGUUCCAAGAGUUCUGCAAGAUUGUGUUACCGUCCAAGGCGGCGCGACAAGAACGCAUCGACUUCAACAUACCUACGGAACCACCGGUGUACAUCGCGGGCAUAGAAGAACAGAUUAGUAUACUGCCUUCGUUGCAGAAACCUAGAAAAGUUACUUUAAAAGGUUCCGAUGGCAAAUCCUACAUAAUAAUGUUGAAACCGCGCGAUGAUCUUCGUAAGGACUACCGUUUGAUGGAAUUUAACGGAGUCGUGAAUCGUUUCCUGCAAGAUGCGCCGGAGACGCGGCGUCGAAGACUUUACAUACGAACGUACAGCGUUCUGCCUUUGAAUGAGGAAUGCGGACUCAUUGAAUGGGUACCGAAUUUAGUCGGCUUAAGACCUAUACUAAUGCAUAUUUAUAAACAGAAAGGUAUUCACACCAGCAACCGUGAGUUGAAGGAAAUGAUGUGUGCAAAUAAAGACCCGGUUGAGAAAAAGCGGCGUAUCUACGAACAACAGUUGCUACCUCGGCACCCUCCCGUGUUCCAAGAGUGGUUCCGAAGGGUGUUCUCCGAUCCCUAUGGAUGGUAUCAAGCCAGAUCCGCUUACAUCAGAACUACUGCUGUUAUGUCAAUGGUUGGAUAUAUUUUGGGUCUUGGUGAUAGACACGGGGAAAACAUAUCGUUCGACUCGACCAACGGUGACACGGUGCAUGUAGACUUCAAUUGUUUGUUCAACAAGGGUGAGGCGUUCGAGUGGCCGGAAAGGGUUCCUUUCCGACUCACACACAAUAUGGAGGCGGCUAUGGGACCUCUCAAACAUGAAGGCAUGUACAGGAAAAGUUGUGAAGCGGUAAUGCGAGCUUUACGCGCCCAAACUGCGGCGCUGAUGUCGGUCAUCGAGCCGUUUGUGUACGACCCCUUAGUGUCAUGGGGUAAGGUACGGCAGAUGGACUGCGGCGAGAGGACCAAUGAACAAGCCAUGCAACAUCUACUACAUAUCAAGCAACGACUCAAUGGAAUGGUGAGGACAAAGAAUAAGCAGCUAUCGCUAUCCUUGUCUCCAGAAGGUCAAGUGGAACAUCUGAUCGUGGAAGCGACCAGUAUAAUCAACUUAUGCCAAAUGUACAUAGGGUGGGGGCCCUUUUUGUAAUUCAAUACUAAAAUAUUGUGCCUUAAACUGUGAUUUAUGCUAAGAUUUAAUGAUGUUACUAAUACGUAAUUUGCUAUUGUAUUUUGAGUC